Messenger RNA from Acanthosepion pharaonis, 543 nucleotides. NCBI's taxonomy places the organism in Eukaryota, Metazoa, Mollusca, Cephalopoda, Sepiida, Sepiidae. The record is from the annotation of a GenBank genome assembly.
AUGACACCUAAUGCAGUUAUUGCAUCUAUCCCAGCAAAUAACCAAAGUACCUACUCUCUCUCUCUCUCUCUCUCUCUCUCUCUCUCUCUAUCUAUCUAUCUAUCUAUCUAUCUAUCGAAAUUUUUUUACUUUCUUUCCUUUUCUACUUUUUUCUUUUCUUUUCUUCCUUUUUCUUUUCUUCCUUGUUAUUUUCUUCUUAUUGUUACUCUUAUCCUUUCUCUCAUUCUAUUUUUCUUCUUUUGCUUUUCAUUUAUCAAAUUUUUUUCUCUUCUACUUAUCAAUUCUCCUCCUCCUCGUCUUCCUACUCCAAUCUCUCUCUCUCUCUCUCUCUCUCUCUCUCUCUCUCUCUCUCUUUAUAGCUAUCGCUCUUUCUUGAAAUCGCAUUUUCAUUACUCUUUCUUUCAAUCUCAUUUCCCCAUCGUCUUAUUUUCUGCCUCUUCCUCGUCUUUGCUUUCCUGUUUACAGGCAUUUUUUCUGCUUUUUUCUUUCCACCCCCCGCUACUAAUUUUCCUUACCCCCCAACAAGAAAUGCGUUAUGGGUAG